CAGAGCGCAGCAGGUUCCCGGAGCUUGGAUAUAAGUCCGGGAGAAUCCCGGGGUCCCUGCACAGAGGAUGAGAGACCAGCAGACCGUGACCAGACAGACAGAUAUCUGGACCCGUCCGUCCUCCGUCGCCUGUUUUAGUUUUCUGGGGUGUCCAGGGGUUUUAUAGUAAUCAGCAUGGCGACCUCAUCCAGCUCACAGUUGAGUAAACUGGUCAAGCGCCAGUAUAUGGAGCUUCCACAAGGAGAAAAAGUGCAGGCCAUGUACAUCUGGAUAGAUGGGACUGGAGAGGCGCUGAGAUGUAAGACCAGAACAUUGGACUCUGAGCCUAAAAGCGUCGAAGAUCUCCCCGAGUGGAAUUUUGAUGGUUCCAGCACCUACCAGUCUGAAGGCUCCAACAGCGACAUGUAUCUGGUUCCCUGUGCCAUGUUCAGGGACCCUUUCCGCAAAGACCCCAACAAACUAGUCCUGUGUGAGGUGCUGAAGUAUAACCACAAGCCUACUGAAACCAACCAUCGUAUCACCUGCCAGAAGAUCAUGCAGAUGGUGGAGGAACAAAGCCCUUGGUUUGGAAUGGAGCAGGAGUACACCAUCUUGGGAACAGAUGGACACCCCUUUGGGUGGCCCUCUAAUGGCUUUCCUGGACCACAAGGACCCUACUACUGUGGAGUUGGGGCAGAUAAGGCCUAUGGCAGAGAUAUUGUUGAAGCCCACUAUAGAGCCUGCUUGUACGCUGGGGUGAAGAUUUGUGGCACGAAUGCUGAAGUCAUGCCUGCUCAGUGGGAGUUCCAGGUGGGCCCUUGUGAAGGCAUUGAAAUGGGAGAUCACCUGUGGAUAGCUCGCUUCAUUCUGCACAGAGUCUGCGAAGACUUCGGCGUGGUGGCCUCGUUUGACCCCAAGCCCAUCCCUGGCAACUGGAACGGCGCUGGCUGCCACACUAACUUUAGCACCAAGGAGAUGCGGGAAGAGGGUGGACUGAAAUACAUUGAGGAGUCUAUCGAGCGGCUUGGGAAGAGGCACAGUUAUCACAUCCGGGCCUAUGACCCUAAAGGUGGGCUGGACAACGCUCGUCGUCUCACCGGCCACCACGAGACCUCCAACAUCCACGAGUUUUCCGCCGGCGUGGCUAACCGUGGCGCUAGCAUCCGCAUCCCUCGCUCUGUGGGCCAAGAGAAAAAGGGAUACUUCGAGGAUCGCCGUCCAUCCGCCAACUGCGACCCGUACGCUGUCACUCAGGCGCUAAUACGCACAUGUCUGCUUAACGAAGAAGGAGACGAACCUGUGGACUAUUAGAGUCUCUCUCUCUCUCUCUCUCUCUCUCUCUCUCUCUCUCUCUCUCUCUCUCUCUCUCUCUCUCUCUCUCUCUCUCUCUCU
This is a messenger RNA of Pygocentrus nattereri (red-bellied piranha), 1371 nucleotides long. RefSeq names its product glutamate-ammonia ligase (glutamine synthase) a (gene glula). The transcript is spliced from 7 exons. The coding region runs from base 175 to 1290 and encodes 371 amino acids. Gene Ontology annotation, molecular function: glutamine synthetase activity. The record is from RefSeq and is a predicted model, not a curated record. Lineage: Eukaryota; Metazoa; Chordata; Actinopteri; Characiformes; Serrasalmidae. Gene Ontology annotation, cellular component: cytoplasm.